Dioscorea cayenensis subsp. rotundata (Guinea yam) is the source of this 1897-nucleotide messenger RNA. RefSeq names its product transcription factor bHLH110-like. The record is from RefSeq and is a predicted model, not a curated record. Gene Ontology annotation, molecular function: RNA polymerase II cis-regulatory region sequence-specific DNA binding; protein dimerization activity; DNA-binding transcription factor activity, RNA polymerase II-specific. Bases 565 to 1599 code for a protein of 344 amino acids. Gene Ontology annotation, cellular component: nucleus. Lineage: Eukaryota; Viridiplantae; Streptophyta; Magnoliopsida; Dioscoreales; Dioscoreaceae. The transcript has 7 exons. Gene Ontology annotation, biological process: regulation of transcription by RNA polymerase II.
UCUACCUACCACCUUUGUUUAAAUCUUUGCCUUCUAAUAUAUAUAUAUAUACUAACUUUGCAUACAUAUGUACUGUUCCAGAAUGUUAGAUUCCAAAUGGUGAGAUAUAAGAGCUCUGUACAUGCUGUCUCUCAGAGAUAAAGAGCAUAAGGAGAGCUAGAUAGGUAGCUAGCUAAAAUCAUUUCAUCUUCUGAGGCAUUUCUUUACAAAGUCUUGGGAUUGAAGGCACAAAUUUAUAUGUUUGUAGAGUUGGAAUAAUCAUGCCACUGUUAUUGCAGAGAUGAUGUGAUGAUCUAACACCUUCUUUUCUUUUACUCAUAUAUAUAUAUAUAUAUAUAUAUAAGGUUAUCAUUGAAAAGGUAAAGGUUGAAAGAGUUGAUGUUUUAUUUUCAUCAAGCUUCUUCUUCUUCUUCUUCUUCAUCUACUUGUAGGUUUUCAUAUCAAAGAAGAAACAAGAAGGAAAGUGAGUGCAUGUGCUAAAAAGUGGAGAUCUCUCUUUUCUCUCUUUUUCCCUUUCAUUUCUUUUUCAUCUUGUGACUUUCAAGGAACUUAAAAGAAAGAAUCAUGAUGGAGUCUUCAAACUUAGAUCACCAUCAACACCAACAAGACAUUCUUGGCACCUCUUCUUUGCCACCUCUUCCUAAUUUCCAUGCAGUUUCAACCCACCAUGAAUGCAACCAAUCUCUCAUUUUUAACAAUGGUGAUGAAUAUCAUGACUUCAUUCCAAGCUGCAACACAAUCAUGGUUCAAGACCUAGGGUUUCAUCACUGGACUAACACUGGACCAAGCUUCAUGAACCUUUACUCUGAGAACCAAGAAACCAUGCCACAAAUCAAAGAGGAGUUUGUAGAUUCACUGAACAACACACCGUCUUUUUUCGGAGAAAACUUCAGCUUUGUUCUUCCAAAUUCUUCCAUUAAUUCACACUUGAAUCAAAUCCCAUCUCCAUUUCCAUUCUCCAUGGCCAUGGACUUAAGGUCUUUGGACAUCUUGGCUUCAUCUAAGCUUGCUAGAAGCUUUAAUUACCAUCCUUCUAUGAAUAGUAAGAUGUUCUUCAAUGAAGAUUCACUGCAUGAACUUGCACAUCAUCAUCAUCAAGAACAAGAGCAAGAAACUUAUGUUUUAUCCAAUGGUCAUCAUCAUUAUCAAAUGAAAACUUCAGCUCAUGGAGUUUCAGAGGAAAAGAGAUCAGUCAAUAACAUUUGCCAAAGUGCAGCAGCAGCGAAGAAACAUCGUCUUGACUCAAGACCUUCAACCUUUUCUCAUUUCAAGGUGAGGAAGGAGAAACUAGGAGAUAGAAUUGCAGCUCUUCAACAGUUAGUGUCACCUUUUGGCAAGACUGACACAGCUUCAGUGCUAAUGGAGGCAAUUGGAUACAUAAAGUUCCUUCAAGAUCAAGUUGAGACACUGAGUGUGCCUUACAUGAGAUCAUCUGGCAAUAAGAAACUAAGAACUUUUCAAGGGGAAGAAAGAGAUGAACUCAAGCCUGAUCUUCGAAGCCGAGGACUAUGUCUAGUUCCUUUAUCAUGCACUUCAUAUGUUACUGAUGAGAAUGGAGGUUUAUGGUCUUCACCAAACUUCAGAGGAGGAACUAAUUGAGAGCUUGAAUUGAAGUACUUGAAGGUACAAACAAAGAGAUCUAGAAACAGUGUGUAAAUUAAUGAGCUCAAACUAAUUAACAUUCAUGAUAGCUAGUCAUGUGGUUUUUUUCAUGUUAUUGGCUUCUUCUUUUCCUUAAUUUGUUUUUCAUAAAAUGGAGCAGAUUGGAUAAGCUUUUGAUCAAGUUCUGGGACAAUAUAGAACUGGUUUGCAUGCAUAUCAUUCAGAAAAAGAUUGCUUUCUCUUUGUACUGUGUGUUUCUCAUUGACAUUUUUUAAAUUACCACUCUUGUAUCAUC